AUGAAAAGAAUUUUUGGAAGUUUCACCAAGGGCAAGGGUUCUCAAAAACGGCCCAAUGAGAAUCGCGAGUCAUGGGCUUCGAGUAGUUCAUAUGCUGGGGCUAGCCAGUCCGUUUUGAGAGAACCCUCUUGGGAAGAUGGAGAUAGCACUAGCCCGUCCGACUCCAAGACUCCAUCUAAUCCAUAUGACUCUAAAGCUCCAGUCAACCCGUUCGACUCCCCGGACGAUGACCCGUUUGCGUUUCUGUCAUAUUUCGACACCGUCUUCGUCAUCGAUGACUCUGGCUCCAUGACAGGCAAGUCUUGGGAAGAGGUAGCCGGCGUCCUUCGAGCCAUCACGCCAAUUUGCACCACCCACGACAAGGACGGCAUCGACUUGUAUUUCUUGAACCAUAAAUCAAAGAAAGAGAAAACACCCGAGGGCAAAGCACCAUACGGGUACUACAAUAUCGAAACUCCCGAAGAGAUAACGGAAAUAUUCGAUAAAGUUAAGCCCAACGGCGAUAAAUCCAGGGAUAUCGACGACGUCAAGCCAAUCAACAUCAUUGUCAUUACUGAUGGCGAACCUUCAGACGACCCAAACCCUGUCAUUACAAAGUACGCAAAGGAUCUCGAUAGACUUGACGCUCCAGUGCAUCAAGUCGGCAUCCAGUUCUUCCAAGUUGGGAACGCGCCUGGGGCAGCACGGGCGUUGCAAAGUCUAGAUGACCUCUUUGGACCUUCGAGCUCGGUCCGGGACAUGGUGGACACGGUGAGCUGGGAUGCCAACCCCCUUAGACCAUUCCGUCCCAAGACCCUUUCUGCAGACACCAUCCUCAAGGUAGUUCUCGGAGCAGUUAUUCGCCGCUUGGAUAAGUUGCCUGCUGUGAAGAAUUUCUAA
This is a messenger RNA of Trichoderma breve, 879 nucleotides long. RefSeq lists its product as uncharacterized. The transcript is spliced from 4 exons. Lineage: Eukaryota; Fungi; Ascomycota; Sordariomycetes; Hypocreales; Hypocreaceae. Bases 1 to 879 code for a protein of 292 amino acids. The record is from RefSeq and is a predicted model, not a curated record.